Dreissena polymorpha is the source of this 3050-nucleotide messenger RNA. RefSeq lists its product as uncharacterized. Lineage: Eukaryota; Metazoa; Mollusca; Bivalvia; Myida; Dreissenidae. The record is from RefSeq and is a predicted model, not a curated record. The transcript has 4 exons. The coding region runs from base 126 to 2309 and encodes 727 amino acids. Gene Ontology annotation, molecular function: protein binding.
GCGUCAUUGGAAAUCUCCGUACAAUUCAUAUCAACUUACUUUUGAUUUCAACGGAUGGUCACAAUACAUAAAUUCGAACGAACAAGUUACACGAGUUUGAAGAAGUACAGGUUGCGUUUAGCAAGAUGUGGAACCUUUCAGUGGAUAUGGAAGCCGCGCCAAGAGAAUCAAGGAUGCAGAACAAGGAAAGCGAUAUUGGUGUCAGAAGAGCGUCGAACAAAAAGCAUCAUCAAAACCUUCAAUCAAUCAUGCAGAUUCCAGAGCAUUUCGCAGAAUUGUCUAUUCGGAUGUUUGGCGCACUUGACGACAGUGGAGCUGGGAAGGAAACUGUAUUGGAGCGGAGGAGAACUUUCUUGCGGAGGGAGCACAUUGAGAAAAUAGCAUUUCAACUACAAGGAAACAACAUUGAGUGUUUUCAUUUCGGGAGCCAGUCGGAAGGGACCACAACUCCCGGUCUCCAGUCUGAUAUUGAUUUCCUAUUAAGCGACAACAAAUGUAAUAUCAUGACAGUCUGGGAAGACUGGAGGACUGGGAUGUAUAACCUUCUGAUGCUCCACGACAACACCACUCCACCUCAACAGUACUUGCUACAAGUCAUCCAUACCGACACACCGGAACCAGUGACCAGUCUGACCGAUGACAUGUUCGUAAGGAAAGAUUCUGGGCAAAUACUGUUCAGCGCUGAAAGAUGGAAAAAUAAAAUCGCGUAUGAUACUAGAGAUCAAGUAUCAUGUACAUUUCAUGUACGCAAACCUCUUCCUGAAAUACAGCACUGGAUAGACAGAUGUAGAGGUAAACACUGGCCACCUGUUCAGCUUCUCGAGGCUGCACGGAUAGCUCCGUGUUUCCUGGUACCAGCAGGACAUCCAGACAGUGAUUACAAGCGAGAAGAAUGGCGACUGUCUCCAGACCUCAUAGAACGAAUGUUGACAUUUAGCUUCAAUAUGACUCAAAUAAAAUGUAACAUUGUUUUAAAACUUAUCAAAAAAUCAUUAUUUGCUUACAUUGUGGGGGAUGCUAUUACAAGCUUUCAUUGUAAAACUAUAAUGUUUUUCACCAUGGAAAGAACACAUCCUUCUCUGUGGUGCGAACACAACCUUAUGUCUGUACUUUUGCUCUGUUUACACUUAUUAAGGCGAUGGCUGCGAUUGGGAAGGCUUCCGCAUUAUAUCAUAGAAGGUGUGAACUUGUUCGAUGGGAAACUCUCAAAGUUGCUGCAGAAACGCCUUUUAGUGUAUAUAGACUCGUUGAUAAGUAAUAACUUACAAGAUGUUUUUUGUAUUGGUAUAGAUAAUAUAGGAUGUCGGUUACAAGCAUGUAGUAUGCGGCAUACUGUACAGGCUGGAGAACUCAGAGGUGUAUUAUUACAUAACAGCAUCAGAUUACUGCUGAAGUUUGAGUACUUGGAAAGUUUGAAACGUGUGUUAACAGUUAUCAAACAUAAACUGAGCAGUUCUCAUACAACCUUCGAGCAUAAAUUAAAAUACAUAAUACACAAUUGUUUUGAAUGUAUUGAAAACUCAACGAAUGUCAUGUCAAAAACUGCUGCUCUUGAAUUGAUUAAACACUUUUAUGCGUUACACAUUUCAGUUCAAUCAUCUUACUAUUUGCGACUACAAAACGUUCUUGACAGCGAAAAUAUAAGGCGUGUCCGAUAUUCCUUAAAUUCGGAUGUAGCUUCUAGUCGCUUAAAGUUUGCUUCUAUGCUAUACUGCAGUGGUCAUCUACAAGCGGCAGUUCGAGUGUUGGAGGAUGUGGAGAGGAGGUAUCCCAGCAAGGUCAAGGCUCUGUGUGUAUUUAGAAGACUAACGGGAGACAGGGAUCUGAAGGUGUUUGCUGAUAUGCUAUUAGGCAACACUGACAACAGUGAACCUCCAUUAGCAUUCUGUGUAAAUUUUUUAAGACAGGAAUCGCACUGUGCCCCUGUAAUUUUAUUGUUUGAAAUGAAUCGCAAUAUCACUGAAGAGGAAAUGGCACAGAGAGAUAUCAUUGAUAAACAAUGGAUUGACAGUGCUGAGGUGGAUGCCCGUCCAUUCCUACACUAUCUGCAGUAUCUCACGUAUGGGGGACUCGGUGAACGUGACAAACAGCUUCAUGCUAUGGGGGUCCUCGAGGCUUAUAUAGAUAUACGAAAUCAACUCAACCUGUAUCACUUAGAGACAGCAUUGAACUUGCUCGGGCAUUGUUACGAAAUGGAAGGAGACUAUGCAGGAGCGUUACAUUACUACGAGUCUUCGUUGAGUUGUCGUCGUACAAACAACGCCGCUAACUGGCACGUCCUGCGUAUUAUGCGUCUCAUAAGUGGUUAAAAGAACAAUAUAGCAAUGUAACGACAUUAAACAAAUAACUAUAAAGCUAUGUUAAAUAUAAGAUAGUUGUGACCAGUUAGUUAGUCUCGAUUAUGUAAUUUAAUGAUAUGUACAUGUAUUAUAAACUGUAAGAAGAGGCAAUGUAUACUGUAAGAAGAGGCAAUGUAUUUGUAUGUUUCAAAAUAUUAACAUCGCUACAUUGUACACUCUGAAUUGGUGUGUUGAAUACUCACUUAUUUCUGUCAAAUACGCAUGAUGAUGUGUAAAUUGUUAUAUGCACGUGCUCUUAUAUUUUUUGUUAUGAAUCUUUUGGACGCACUUUAGAAUCAGAAGUUAUAAUCAACCACUACGACUAUACAUAUAAUUCAUAUAUUUACCUCCACGUGGAAUAUAUACGUGUGUCCAGGAAGGUCAAUAAGCCAUUUUACGGUUCAAAUUGUAAUUAAAUUGUUUUACAAAUGAAUAAAAAAUCAAGAUGUAAGCUACAUACAAUCUUCCUCAAUUGCGCAGGAAUUGGAUGGAGAAUAUAAAGAUUUGAUACAUAAAUGUGUUAAUGCAUUGAAUAAUGAACAUAUAUGAAUAGAGCUUGUUUGCUAUGAAUACAUUUGUACAUUUUAAAUUGAUGAUUUUGUGUAUAUUACCCGAGCACGAAAUGCUUAUGUUAACCUUUUUCUCGUUCUUCGCAAAUUAAAUCUUAAACAUAGUACUUGAACACAAUAAAAUACCAAGUUUAACAAUGUC